GAUAUAGAAGAAUUGCUAGAAGAAUUUGGGAAAUUCAUGAACUUGAUGAAUUAUCAUAUGAUGGUUUAUUAUCUUUAUCAAAACGAACUUUAUCACGAGGAACUCUUGAAGAUAGGCCAAGAGUAGGAAGACCUAGAACAGUACGAUCAAUAGAAAAUAUAGAACAAAUCAAGCAAAAACAUUUCCAUCAACACCGUAAUCCUGGUCAACGAUCAACAGCAAUUGAUUUGGGAAUGGCUUUAUCAAGUGUUAACUGUGCAAUUAAAAUUGAUCUUAAACUAAAACCUUUUCAUAAAUUCAAAUCGACUAAGAUGACUGUCAAUAAUGUCAAAAAUCGAAUUCAAAGUGCAAAAAUUUUAUUAAGUAAAUAUGGAGGAAGACCAAGAUCGAAGAAAUUUUUAUGGAAUUUAGUUGUUAAUUCUGACCAUUCUGGUAAAAUUGGUUUAACUGUGAUGCAUAAUACAAAAAAUAAUGUUGUUUAUGGUAUAAGUCGUGAAUCAAUGGCUUACCCGAAUUUCGCCAAUAAGACUUUUGCCAACUGGACAUUCGCCAAUGGCGAAAGUCCAGUGGGACAUUGGCGAUAUUCCAGUGGACUCUCGCCAAUUGGCGAAAGUUACCAGGGCAUAUUGGCGAAAAUGAAUACGGCUCGAAUUGUAAUAAAAAAAGGAACAAUGACAAGUCAAAAAUAUAUUGAUUUAUUACAAGAAAAAAUUAUGCCAUCAAUUGAACAAUUAUAUCCAAAUGAUGAUUAUAUUUAUCAAGAUGAUUGUGAUUCAAUUCAUCGUUCAAAAAUUGUAUUAGACUUUAUUAAGCACCAUAUACCAAAUCGAAUCAUGACAGAAGAUCAAGCUUCGAAAUUGGAUGAUGUAUGGCCUAUUGAAAAUAUUUGGUCAAUCAUUCGAAUGAAUUUAAAGAAAAAAGAUUAUCAAGAUUUAUUUCAAGUCAAAGCAGAAAUUGUGAAAAUUUGGAAGAAUUUCGAUAUCAAUUUAUGUGCCAAAAUGAUGUCAAGCAUACCAAAACGAUUACAAGCAGUAAUCAAAAAAAAAGGUGGGAGAAUUCUUAAGAUUGAUUAUUUAUUAUUUAUUAUUUAUUAUUGA
Messenger RNA from Rotaria sp. Silwood1, 1097 nucleotides. The record is from the annotation of a GenBank genome assembly. Lineage: Eukaryota; Metazoa; Rotifera; Eurotatoria; Philodinida; Philodinidae.